AUGGCUUUCACUUGUACAGAUAUUUUCAAAAUCAUUGGUGCUAUCAUCUUGCCACCAUUGGGUGUUUUCAUGGAAAUUGGUCUUGGUAAACAAUUCUGGAUCAAUGUUCUUCUUACAAUUUUGGGUUAUUUCCCAGGUAUAAUCCAUGCAUUAUAUAUUAUUUUCAAACACUAG
This is a messenger RNA of Candida tropicalis MYA-3404, 174 nucleotides long. RefSeq lists its product as uncharacterized. The record is from RefSeq and is a predicted model, not a curated record. Gene Ontology annotation, cellular component: membrane. Bases 1 to 174 code for a protein of 57 amino acids. The transcript has a single exon. Lineage: Eukaryota; Fungi; Ascomycota; Pichiomycetes; Serinales; Debaryomycetaceae.